AUUGGUCGGCGGUACUACACCUGCAGUGGCAUUGUCUGUGUCUUUUACCAAAAUGGAGCCUCCAUCCAAGCGUUCGCGCAAGCUGCUCGAUGAUGACAGCUCCAGCGACUCAGGAGAUGAGUCGGGCGGAGUCCCCAUCACCAACGAGGACAUUACGUUCAAGAUCAACGAAGACUAUGCGCGUCGCUUUGAAUACAACAAAAAGAGAGAAGAGAAGCAGCAACUGGAGUCCAAAUUCGGCAAAUCCUCUGUGCUCGGAAAACGUCGUGACCGCGAUGGUGAAGAUGAGUCCAACUCGGAAGAUGAAUCUUCUGACGAGGAGGAAGACGAGGAUGGAGAAUUGGCCACCACCGCUCUGGAUGCCGAGAUCAUGGCCACCCUGAAAGCGAUCAGAUCGAAAGACCCCCGAGUGUAUGACAGCAACACCACCUUCUAUACCCCGCUCGACGAGGAGACGACCGCAGAAAGCUCUGCAAAGAAAGAAAAGCCUAUGACCCUUCGUGAUUACCAUCGUGAGAACCUCUUGAGUGGCGCCAACCUGGCCGAUGAGGAGGAGGCGCCCAAGACCUACGCUCAGGAGCAGGAGGAAUUGAAAAACGCAGUUGUCCGGGAAAUGCACGCCGCUGGUAAAGAUGCAUCAGAUGACGAAGAUGACUUCCUUGUCGCCAAGUCGAAGCCCGAACCUAUCGCGGUGCCCAAGACGGAGGUCAAUCUUGAUGUUGAAAAUGCGGACAAGGACCCGGAGACUUUCCUUUCGAACUUCUUGUCGGCAAGAGCAUGGAUACCUGCUGGCAGAUCCGAACUUCAACCUUUUGAGUCUGACGAUGAAGAGGAAGAGCAACGGGCAGAUGCUUUCGAGGAGGCAUACAACUUCCGCUUUGAAGAUCCCAGCAAAAUCAAUGCCACCCUGAUCACUCAUUCCCGUGACACGACCAACAAACAGUCGGUCCGCAGAGAAGAUAAGAGUAGCCGGAAGAAGCGCAGAGAUGCCGAGCAACAGCAGAGGGACGAGGAGAAGAAACAGCGUGAGACCGAGAAGAACCGCCUUCGGAAGCUCAAGAUGGAAGAACUUCAAGAACGGGUCAACCAGAUCAAAGAGGUUGCGGGUAUUCGUGCAUCUGAGAUGACCGACGAGGAUUGGGCUGGCUUCCUGGACGCCGCCUGGGAUGACAAGGAUUGGGAGAAGGAAAUGCAGAGGCGUUUCGGUGAAGACUACUAUGCGGAGGAUGACCGGGAAGAAAGGGGAGAUGGACACAAGAAGAAACAUCCGAAGAAGCCCACAUGGGACGACGAUAUCGAUAUCAAGGAUCUCAUUCCGGACUUUGAUGACGAGGAGGAGAAGCCUGCCUUGGGUGGUUCUGAUAUUGAGAUGGAGGAUGAUGAGGAGGCGUCUGGAAGCAACAAGAAGAGCAAGGCGCAGGAGAGACGAGACCAGAAGCGUGAAUCCCGCAAAGACCGACUUCGUAUCGAGGAGGCCGUGGACCGUAACUUGGAUCUCGACAUCAGCCUUCUCCCGGGUGCAACCAGGAAGAAUGCUACUGGAUUCCGCUACCGCGAAACUUCGCCCCAGAGCUUCGGAUUGACUGCACGAGAUAUCCUCAUGGCCGACGAUACCCACCUCAAUCAGUUUGCGGGCCUGAAAAAGCUUGCCUCGUUCCGUGACCCUGAAAAGAAGCACCGGGAUCAAAAGAAGCUGGGCAAGAAGGCUCGCCUAAGGCAAUGGCGCAAGGAUACGUUUGGUGAUGAAGAAGGCCCUAAAAUUCCUGAGGAAGGCCCAAGUGCGCCUACGCCGAAGGAGGACGCCGGUGAUGUUGAUAUCCGCGAGGGUGAACCCAAGAAGAAGAGGAGAAAGAGGUCCAAGAAGCACUGAGGUGCUCUUCUCGUUCAAUGGCUUACAGCAGAUGCAUCUGGGAUGGUCAGGGUCUAUUGUCUAUAUGAAGGCGUAUCAAUAUCAUGCUGUUGGCUUUGUUAAUAACCGGUUGAAAAGUUUGAUUAUAUUCCCCAACCUGCAUAGUAUAGACUUGUUUCUCCAUGAUGAGAAAUUAACUAUCGAUCAGUUACUAUUUACAUGGAGCCUCGAUUAUCAUAUUUGAUUCUUCUGGCAAUUCUUGUUGGUUCU
Messenger RNA from Aspergillus ibericus CBS 121593, 2119 nucleotides. RefSeq names its product KRI1 family protein. Gene Ontology annotation, cellular component: nucleolus; 90S preribosome. NCBI's taxonomy places the organism in Eukaryota, Fungi, Ascomycota, Eurotiomycetes, Eurotiales, Aspergillaceae. The coding region runs from base 53 to 1870 and encodes 605 amino acids. The record is from RefSeq and is a predicted model, not a curated record. The transcript is spliced from 2 exons. Gene Ontology annotation, biological process: endonucleolytic cleavage in ITS1 to separate SSU-rRNA from 5.8S rRNA and LSU-rRNA from tricistronic rRNA transcript (SSU-rRNA, 5.8S rRNA, LSU-rRNA).